CAUGUUCGAAAAGUUCAUAUUGUACUCAUAUUGUAGUUUUAGUUAGUUAAAGUAUUGGACUCGAUCAAAAUAAGACAACAAUCAUGUAGAAUUAGCAAAGAACAACCGAGAUUGUCGCUGGACAAAUUUAUUGGUGACAGUUUAAUUCUUCAUAGCAGCCAUGACAUCAAUGAAAUACAGGGAGGAAGAUCUAAACUACUUCCGGGUUUGUAAAGUCACCACACACAUCAUACCUAAUGGAUUACGACAAGUGUUCAAACAAGAGUGGAACACUCGUUACCAGGCUACACACGGCCAGUGGCAAGAUACGGCUAAGAAUGGCAUGGAUUUCUAUGGAAGGGAGUCUCCAAAGAAUAAAAAAAUUAAAUCAAGAGAACUUUCUAUCAUGAAAAAUGGAAAUACAAAUGAAUGGGAUUGCACUUGCCUGUUCCAUGGCAUUCUUUACUCGAAUAGCAUUAAACCAACUUUAAAUGUUAAGAAAAGUGUUGACGAGUUGAGGAAGUUUCGCAACGAAGUCUUCGCUCACACAACUGAUGGAAAACUCAAGGAAGCCGAUUUGAAGACGUCCAUCGACAAAGUCAUCACUUCAUUUACAGACCUGAAACUCGAUACAACUGAAAUCGAAGAAAUCAGGAACCAGACAAGCUUUCCAACAGAAGAGCUGGAAGAUAUUAAGAAGCAGUUGGAGAAGGAAAAGAAACGUAAUGAGGARCCACGACCCUUUUGUGUUUUGCCAGCCAAACCAUCCCACGAAACUGUCAGUCGACUGAAUGAAGUAGACCAAAUCAAUGAAGAAAUGGAGCGUCUAAGGAACACAAAGAGCAACGAGGUAACUGUAGUGUAUCUGUCAGGAAACCCAGGCUGUGGGAAAAGUGAAGUGGCCAGGCAAAUUGGAGAACGAUUCUUCGAUGAAAAGAGCACAGAAAUGAAUUUUGUGAUGACGGUAAAUGCAUCCACCAUUGAUACGCUUUUGCAGUCAUAUGUCGAAUUUGCAUGCAAAUUAAGGUGUGAUGAACAGUCUAUAGUAAAGAUUAGUACAUCUGAGAAUCUUUCAAAGGAAGGAAAAGUUAACGACCUGAAAUGUCUUGUUGCCCCAAAAGUGGAAGGAUAUUCAUCCUGGCUGAUUGUUGUAGAUAACGUUUCAGAUCUCAAGUCAGUUUCUAAGUACUGGCCUCAAGCAGGCGAGAAGACAAGUGGUGUGGGACAGAUUCUUGUUACUACCCAAGACAGCUCUUCCAUUCCUUCUGAUCCACACACUUACCAAUUAUCUUUAAAGCAAGGCAUGGAUCCUAAUGAUGCUGUCAAGGCACUGUGUGAUAUAUCUGGGAUGUCUUGUCAUAACGAUAUCACCCUUCAAGUAGCCAAGGCUCUAGAUUUCCAGCCGUUGGCUUUGGCAUGUGCUGCUGUUUACAUGAAGCAUAUUAAAAGUACCGACUGGACUAAAUACCUGCAAAAGCUCGAAGAAGGCAAGCGAGAGGCAACAGAGAAGGAAUACAAAAAGACAAGCUUAACGUAUAAGAAGACAAUGACAGCGGCGGUAAGAAUGGCCGUAGAUAAAGAAGUAAGUGAAGACAAAGUCAUGAGACAUGCUUUUGAGUUCCUAUCUGUCAUCGCACCUGAACCAAUACCCCUCCAGUAUGUUGUCCAGUAUGUGAUGAACUGUUUGUCGGAUGAAGACGAAGAUUGUGUGGCUUCGACUAUUCGUUCCUCCUCACUCGUACUGUCCUCUGAAAAAGAUGAAGUACAAGAGGUUCGUGUGCACCAAGUUGUACACAGUUGCCUGCAAAGCACUGUAAAUGUGGACGAGAUCGAAUUCAAAGUUGACAUAUUAAUAAUAAACGUUGUUUUGGCCUUCAUUGAUCCCGUCACUUCAGUAGAAGCAUUGGAAUAUAUCGAGGGUAUACUUGAAACUCAACGGCUUAUUGUACACUUUUUAAGUAUUUCCUCAAAGAUAAGUGAUAUUUUUGAUGAUCCAAGUGAUUUAGCCAUCUCUGUCAGCGUAAACAUCUUUCAUGUUAUAGCUUCCUUGCUAAAGAUAGGAGACAUUUGCAGUUACUAUGCAAAGUAUGAUGCUUGUCGGAUCUUUUACAAGAUAUCUCUCAAAAUUCAAGAGAAGGAAUUUAACAGAAGCUGUUUAUCAAUAGCUGAAACUUUAAAUUCAUUGAGCAAAGUUUUUCGUAAUCUGGACCAAAAUAAACCAGCCGAAGGUCGUUCUGAGAGAGCAUCGGCUAUUAGGAAGAGACAACAAACGUUCAGUUUCUGUCGGCAAACAGAUAACACUCAGACGCCAAUGCACAAUGUAAACGUUUACGACAAAGGUGGUAAAGCCAACGAGCUUAUUACUCUCGGAAACAGUUGCCUCAAUCAAAAGAAUUUUAUGCGUGCAAAAAGUUUCUUUGAAGAGGCAUUAGGGAUUCAAGAAACAAUGUAUGGUAAUAGUCAUCCGUUGGUGGCUAGUACACAUAAUAAAAUCGGAGAAACACUUUGUUUAAUGAAAAAUGACGAAGAAGCCAAAACACAUUUUGAAGCAGCACUUGCCAUUGAAGAUAGAAUAUACAAUUUUAUUAUUUCAAUCUUGGAUUUCUCACUAUAUGCACUGGCGAAACUUUUUUGGGAUAAGGGACAAUAUGAUAAUGCCGAAAAAUACAUCGAAAAAGCGAAGGAGGUGCUGAAUCUGAAGGAAAAGGAAAUGCACCCAAGCUUAGGAGAUGCCCUGAACUAUGCGGGAAAGACUCUCUGUAUGAUGGGAAAAUACGAUGACGCCAAACGAUGCCUAGAAACAGCUCUAAAAAUCCAAGACGGGAUGCCAAAUGACACACAAGCAGAGAAACUAGUCACUUUGCUGAAUACUCGAGGUGAAAUCAUGCGUGAAAUGGGUCAAUACAAGGAGUCGAAAACUAAUUUAUCAAGGGCGCUAGAGAUACAAAAAAAAGAGUCCCCAAGUUUUGCCGAUACCCUGAAGAACCUAGGUAAGACACACGUCGCAAUGUGCCAAUUGAAUAUAGCUAAAGAAUGUUAUGAACAGGCCCUCCGUAACGAACAAAAUGCUUACGGCGAGAAUGAUCCCAGAAUAAUUAAUAGUAUUAACGAAUUGGGUGAAAUUUUGCGCUUAAUGGGCAAGUACAAAGAUGCAGAAAUAUACCUGAAAAAAGCUCAAACCAUUCAAGAGAAAGUAGCUCCAUUCCAUAAAAAAACUCAUCCAAACUUUGCGAAUACUCUUAAGGGACUUGGUGAUGUUCUCUAUGAUAAGGGUAAAUCAGAGGAAGCAAAGCAUAUUUUACAGAAAGCGCUUGCCAUACAAGAGGACGCUUACAACACCAUUCACCCAGAGCUAGUUGAUACUCUAUACUUAAUGAGCGACACCUUGCUUGAUAUGAGAAAGUAUGAUGAAGCUAAAAAACCUUUGGAAAGGGCACUCUCAAUUCUAAAGCAAGCAUUUAAUGAUGAACACCCUGACGUAGCGACUCCUCUGAAUAAACUAGCUGCAAUUUGCCGUAAUAUGCAUCAAUAUGAGAAAGCUGACGGAUAUUUGAAAAGAGUUCUGAACAUCCAAGAA
Messenger RNA from Actinia tenebrosa (Australian red waratah sea anemone), 3556 nucleotides. RefSeq lists its product as uncharacterized. Gene Ontology annotation, molecular function: ADP binding; protein binding. NCBI's taxonomy places the organism in Eukaryota, Metazoa, Cnidaria, Anthozoa, Actiniaria, Actiniidae. The record is from RefSeq and is a predicted model, not a curated record.